CAUUAACACCUGGUUCGGCGCAUGUUACGGCUCGUGUAAUUUUGAUGUGGGAAAGUUUAUCUAUACUGUUCCCUGUUGUAAUGACAGGAAAUACACGAACAGGACGGCAGCAUGACUUUCAGUGAAAAUGAUGGCGAAUUAAUUCAUCUUGUUAAGACAAAGUCUGAAGCUAAGUGUGAAUCGAAAGAUGAGAAGAAACUCGAUUCGUGUGUGUGUCGUUCGAGGAUGCAGAAGCGACAUAUCCUGGCUAUCUGGGCUUUCUUUGGUAUCGGCACUAUGUACGCUAUGCGAGUCGGUCUCAGUGUGGCCCUAGUGGCCAUGGUGAAUAACACAGCCUCGACAAAGAAUGAAUCGCAAAACAACGAAUGCAUUGGACCCAAUUAUACGACAAAACAAGAUGUGGGCCAGUCAGGAGAAUUUUCCUGGAACGAGAAGACUCAAGGCUGGGUUCUUGGCGCCUUCUUCUAUGGCUACAUCAUCACACAGAUCCCAGGUGGAUAUCUGGCCACGAGAUUUGGCGCCAAACGUCUUCUCGCCGUUGGACUUUUCUGUACCUCCACCAUGACGAUGCUCAUACCAAUGGCGGGAAGACUUCACGUCGGUGUUCUGAUAGUGCUAAGGGUUGUCGGUGGACUGGGAGAGGGAGUAACAUUUCCGGGCAUGUAUGUCUUAUGGGGCAACUGGGCCCCUACGUUGGAACGCAGUCAAUUAACUGGAUUUGUCAUUGCGGGAUCUUCAUUUGGGAUAGUAUUCGGAAUGCCAAUAUCAGGAAUCCUCUGCGAUUCCAGAUUGCUUGGAGGAUGGCCCUCUGUGUUCUAUGUGUUUGGUGGCCUGGGUUUACUGUGGUUUGUGUUUUGGAUGUGGAUAAUUCACGAGACACCAGCCGACCACCCAACAAUAACAAAGGCAGAACGGCAGUAUAUUGAGGAGUCCAUUGGUGAAAAAGAGUACUUGCCUACUCCGUGGAAGAAGAUACUAACAUGUCCAGCCUUGUGGGGUAUCGCCGCCGCCCAUUUUGCAGAAAACUGGUUAUUAUACAUGAUCUUGACCAGCCUUCCGACCUACAUGAAGAACAUACUCAAGUUUGACAUGAAGUCGAUUGGAUUUCUAUCUGGGAUGCCGUACCUGUUGUCGUGGUUUAUACAAAUGGUUUCAAGUUAUUUUGCUGACUACUUGCGAGCAAACCACUAUCUAUCAACUCAAAGGACAAGACAGCUAUUCACCACAGCAGGUUUUCUAAUACCGGCAGUCCUUAUUGUUGGUGUCGGCUACACUGGCUGUGACCAUACUCUUGCAGUUGUUCUGUUAGCACUGACGUUGGGUACUUCCGCGUUGACCACACCAGGAUACGUCGUCAACCCUCUUGAUAUUGCACCGAAAUUUGCAGGAAUUCUGCUUGGAAUCACUAAUACCGUGGCAACUAUUCCAGGAUUUGUGGCGCCUAUUGUUGUUGGGGUGCUUACCAAUCACAAUGAAACAAGUGGCCAAUGGCGGAUCAUCUUUUUCAUAUCUGCAGGAAUCAUACUACUCGGAGCUGCUAUUUUCGCACUUCUCGCCCGUGGUGAGGAGAUGCCGUGGUCUCGAAAAAACUCUGAGACGGAUAUUAUUAUAGAACCAUGAUACAUCAAAGGGGCUGAUUAUUCACUUGCGCAUGAGAAAGAGCACCAAUAAUUGUUGCACUUUUCCAGAAAAAAUGUCUUAGACAUCAAAUGCCCCAUGUCAUGGACAUAAUUCUGUCCAGGUACAUAUAGCAAGUUCGUGUCAAUUACAUGGUGAAUUGACUGCACUAUGUUGUGAUUUUCGUUUUAAAUAUAUUUCGCAGCAUUGUUGUAGAUCUUGCAUAAGUGUGAUGAAGUAUUAUGUGAAAUGGUUUGACAUGCAAUUAUGAUUUAUUAUGGUGUAAUCUAGACAUGAUCACUCAUAAAGGAUUUUAUUAUCAGCACAUCAAAUAAAUUGUAAAUAUUGAAACAUAAGCGUACCAGAUAUAUAUUCAUCAAUUCAA
Gigantopelta aegis is the source of this 2002-nucleotide messenger RNA. RefSeq names its product sialin-like. The coding region runs from base 112 to 1620 and encodes 502 amino acids. The record is from RefSeq and is a predicted model, not a curated record. Lineage: Eukaryota; Metazoa; Mollusca; Gastropoda; Neomphalida; Peltospiridae. The transcript has 11 exons. Gene Ontology annotation, biological process: monoatomic anion transport; transmembrane transport. Gene Ontology annotation, molecular function: transmembrane transporter activity.